Oldenlandia corymbosa var. corymbosa is the source of this 1941-nucleotide messenger RNA. NCBI's taxonomy places the organism in Eukaryota, Viridiplantae, Streptophyta, Magnoliopsida, Gentianales, Rubiaceae. The record is from the annotation of a GenBank genome assembly.
AUGUUCUCCUUAAACAAUAGCACUAUCUUGAAAAAUUCUCUGUCUGGGGUUUCAAAAGGAUGGGGGCAGCAGCCACCCAGAAAAAUUUCAGGGCCUGCGCUGGUAGUAGUGGCGGCGGCCGUCGGCUCCAAUGGCAGACCUGGGGAUCGCAACGUCAGCGUUUUGGUCGACAACACUGUGAAGGAGAUUCGGGAGGUUUCUCCGGUGGUCGAGAAGGAGUCCAAAACAACCGUCAGCGGCGGAGUCGGUGACGUGUAUGGGGAGGAUACUGCGACCGAGGAUCAGUCAAUCACCCCUUGGACUGUCUCUGUUGCCAGUGGAUAUCCAUUGUUGCGUGAUCCUCACUUCAAUAAAGGUCUUGCUUUUACUGAGAAAGAAAAGGAUGCCCACUACUUGCGUGGUCUUCUUCCACCAGUGGUUGUCAGCCAAGAAAUUCAGGUUAAAAAGAUGAUGGCAAAUAUUCGUCAGUAUCAAGUACCACUACAGCGUUACAUGGCGAUGAUGGAUCUUCAGGAAAGAAAUGAGAGGCUGUUCUACAAGCUUCUCAUAGACAAUGUUGAGGAACUACUCCCAGUUGUUUACACUCCAACUGUGGGUGAGGCAUGCCAGAAAUAUGGGAGUAUAUUCAGGCAACCACAGGGCCUCUUUAUAAGUUUGAAGGAAAAAGGAAAAAUUCUUGAGGUGCUCAAGAAUUGGCCUCAGCAGAAAAUUCAAGUAAUUUGUGUCACCGAUGGUGAACGAAUCUUGGGGCUUGGUGAUCUUGGCUGCCAGGGAAUGGGGAUACCUGUAGGGAAGCUGUCCUUGUACACUGCUCUCGGGGGCAUUCGUCCCUCAGCUUGUUUGCCAGUAACAAUUGAUGUGGGCACAAACAAUGAAGACUUGUUGAAGGAUGACUUUUACAUUGGUCUGAGGCAAAGACGAGCAACCGGGCAGGAAUAUGCUGAACUCUUAGACGAAUUUAUGUCUGCUGUCAAGCAGAGCUAUGGGGAAAAAGUUCUCAUUCAGUUUGAAGACUUUGCUAAUCACAAUGCUUUCGAUCUUCUUGCAAAAUAUGGUUCCACGCACCUUGUUUUCAAUGACGAUAUUCAGGGAACAGCGUCAGUGGUCCUUGCUGGACUUAUUGCUGCAUUGAAGUUAGUUGGAGGGACCUUAGCAGAGCAUACCUUUUUGUUUCUUGGAGCAGGGGAGGCUGGCACUGGUAUUGCAGAGCUUAUAGCCCUUGAGAUGUCAAAGCAGACUGGAGCCCCUGUGGAGGAGACUCGAAGGAAAAUUUGGAUGGUGGACUCAAAGGGUUUGAUUAUUCGGUCUCGCAUGGAAUCACUUCAACAUUUUAAGAGGCCCUGGGCUCAUGAGCACGAAGCUGUUGGAAAUUUGGUGGAUGCUGUUAAGGCAAUCAAGCCAACAGUACUGAUAGGUUCAUCCGGAGCCGGAAGAACGUUCACCAAAGAAGUUGUCCAAGCUAUGUCAUCCUUCAAUGAGAAACCCAUCAUACUUGCGCUAUCUAAUCCUACUUCACAAUCUGAGUGCACCGCUGAAGAAGCUUAUAUGUGGAGUGAGGGUCGUGCCAUUUUUGCUACUGGUAGCCCAUUUGGUCCAGUUGAAUAUAAUGGGAAGAUCUAUGCUUCAGGCCAGGCAAAUAAUGCUUAUAUCUUCCCUGGGCUUGGGCUUGGUUUGAUAAUUUCUGGUGCUAUCCGUGUCCAUGAUGAUAUGCUACUGGCAGCAUCGGAAGCUCUGGCGGAGCAGGUUUCUGAUGAGAACCUCGAGAAGGGACUCAUUUACCCUCCAUUCUCCAACAUAAGAAAGAUUUCUGCUCGAAUUGCUGCUCGUGUAGCUGCCAAAGUGUAUGAGCUUGGGUUGGCAACACGACUACCCCAGCCAGAAAAUUUGGUUGCAUAUGCUGAGAGCUGCAUGUAUAGCCCUGCUUAUAGAAGCUACCGCUGA